AUGACUGAGCUCAAGGAGCCAGGAACUGCAAAGGCUUCCGCUUUGGAUGGGCCAGACCUCAAGGUCGAGUAUAAUAACAGUCUAUCCACCUGCAGCUUAAUUAUUGAUCCCUCUUCUCCUAGACACCAAUGGGAAAAAUGGAAUACUCUGUUCAUAACUUCUCUAGAACCGAGAAUAACUUCCAUGGCUUCCACGUUAGCAAGCAUAGAUAGCAACAUUCACAAUCUGCAGGAAAGAGCUCAUGUCUGGGAUACUUUUCAAUUACAUUUGUCAGCAUGGAAUGAACAGUUAGCUUCAUUAGAUAGAAAAAUGGACAUCAUAAGCAAGGGCCAAGAAAGCUUUCUUUCGCUAGAUAACAAAAUGAAUACAAUUCUUACUUUAGAGUACAAGUUGGAUAAAGUAAUGCAAACCUUGAGUCAAGUACAGGAUACUGUCUCUAAUUUAGAAACUGUAGCACAAUCCAAAAGUUAUCAAAUCGUCCACGAUUCUUUACUAAGUGAGUUUACUUCAAGAGGAGUCCUAAGCUCGAUCAAAAUGGUGGAGAAAAAACUCGACAGAUUAUUAUUAGCUAAUCAAAAUACAUUAAUAAAAUCCAAAGGAGUCGAUAAAGCUAAGCUGCAGAUAAAAUGUAACACCCCACGACUGCUGGAAGACCUGUUGAAUGACGUUUCUUCAAAAGUUGAUGUUAUGUUUGACACAGUCACUAAAGAUAAAGCCAAUACACAGAAUCUUGAUUAUGAUAGCGAAUAUUUAGAGAUGAGCGAAGGAAGUGGUGGAGUAAUAGAUUUGAAAUACCAGACAACUGGAGAGGGUUCAAGGAAAGCAGCGAAAAAAUCUUGUAACCAAAUGAACCUUCUAGAAGAAAUUCUGAACAGGACGAUAAGAAUAGAAAACGCUACUCUCGUCAUCCUAGACACAGAAAACACACAUUAUGAAAAAAUAACAAACAGGAAAUUCCAUUCUGAAAUCUUAGAAGCAAUCAAAGAGAAAUCAACUGAUCUGUAUAGCAUUCUGGGAAGUUAUUUCAGUGAGCAGAGAGCGCAUUUCGAAGGAAUUAUGCGCAGAUCUGGUAGAGCUAGGUGGGAAAAUACAACGCCAUCAGUAAAUUCAAAAGUGUCCGCUCGUACGUGGUGGAAUGAUACAACCCCUGCAGUCAAAUCAACAGUGUCUGCUGGUAUACAUUGGGAUGAUACAACCCCUUCAGUAAAUUCACCAAUAUCCACUCUAACCUCAUCAGCAGCUCGUUAUCAGACCGAAAGUUUACCCACUGAAGAAACCUUCGAGAGCAGUACACCCAAAAUUUAUGGGAUCACUGCACCCACAAAUGAAAAUGUGACUGAACUUGAUUAUACAGAAGAACUUGAACCUUCCUGGAAACCGAUGAUCAACCAAAAUAAAUCAUCCUGUCAAGAUUUAACGAAAGAUGAAAACAGUGGGGUGUAUAUUUUCGAAAAACACGAAGCAAGUGAGGAAAUGUUCUUCAACAAAAGAUACUGUGAGAUAAGAAACGACGGCUUAUGGACUGUGAUACAGAGAAGGGACAACUACAACCCUCAGCAUAACUUUAACGUUUCCUGGGAAGCAUACAAAUAUGGAUUCGGAAAUCUUCACCAAGACUUCUGGAUAGGAAACGAGUUCUUGCAUAAGUUUUCCAAUGAUUAUAAUUUGGUGUUGAGGAUAGAACUAGGAGAUUUCGACAAUAACAUGGUAUGGGCUGAGUACGACACCUUCUUUGUAGGUUCUGAAGAAGAAAAGUAUAAAUUAACGGUGGGAGGCUACACCGGUAACUCCUCGGACUCAUUCUCCAGCCAUACGGGAUCUUACUUCAGUACUUUUGAUAGGACGUAUGAUCAAGCCCCAGAGUGCUGUCCUUGUGCUGUAUCUUAUGGAGGAGGUUGGUGGUUCAAUAGGUGUUUUGAAUCCAAUUUGAAUGGUAUUUAUUAUCGAAAACCGAACGAAAAUUCUUACUUCAGAGGAAUAAUAUGGGAACAUUGGUUGGGCAACUAUUCAUUGAAGAAGACAAUAAUGAUGGUGAAACCUCGAGGUAGAGUAUACACGGAUGUUUCCGUAACACAAAAAGUGGAAAGAAUUCCCUACUAUGAAGAUCCAUAAUUUAAUACAUUCUAUGGCAUAUUAAUUUUUUAAGUGAAACUCUGAAACAGCUGAAAUCAAGUGAAUUCGAUAAUGAAAUCAGUUAUCUACUUACUGUAAUUCAAAAACCAUAUUCUGAAAAUAAUUUUUGUCGUGAUUGUGUAUGUUUUAUUGUUAAAUGAUAUAAUAUACAGGAUGUAACAUAGGUACGUUAAAAUAUUCAAGUGACGUAUU
Messenger RNA from Leptinotarsa decemlineata (Colorado potato beetle), 2325 nucleotides. RefSeq lists its product as uncharacterized. The record is from RefSeq and is a predicted model, not a curated record. Gene Ontology annotation, biological process: blood coagulation; fibrinolysis; blood coagulation, common pathway. Gene Ontology annotation, molecular function: extracellular matrix structural constituent; protein-macromolecule adaptor activity. Gene Ontology annotation, cellular component: fibrinogen complex. NCBI's taxonomy places the organism in Eukaryota, Metazoa, Arthropoda, Insecta, Coleoptera, Chrysomelidae.